Drechmeria coniospora is the source of this 3063-nucleotide messenger RNA. Its product is annotated as F-box domain protein. Gene Ontology annotation, molecular function: protein binding. The transcript has a single exon. Lineage: Eukaryota; Fungi; Ascomycota; Sordariomycetes; Hypocreales; Ophiocordycipitaceae. Bases 1 to 3063 code for a protein of 1020 amino acids. The record is from RefSeq and is a predicted model, not a curated record.
AUGGCCACCCCCGAGAGCCUCCCCUUGGCCGACGGCGAUGCCACGACGACGCACAGUUCGGAGGCCCAUGCCGACGUUGCUCGCGCCCUCUCCCUCUUGGCCGACGGCGAAACGGCUGGCAAGCUGAUCGCUGCCCAAAUCUCCCACCUUGCGGCCCCAUCUGACCCGGCUCCCAUGACGGAUUCUUCUGCCUCCGACACCAUGGCCGUCGGCCUCGCCGCCCUCGACGCCUUCCUCCAAGCCAACGUCACGGGCCCUGUCCUCCCGAGCCGAGCCAUCGCCGCUGUGGAGAAGCGCUUCGCGAGCGCUUGGACGCCUUCCUCCGAAGACGCCCAAUCUGCGCUGCAGAAGCUACGGAGAGGCUGCCUCGAGUACCUCGAGGUCGACGGCGUCGCUCCCUACGCCCACAUUCCGUACCUCGAGCUCUUCUCCCUCGCGAGACAUGUCUUCAUCCACGCUCUUGCCGCCGAAAGCCAAAAUACCUUGAAAGUAGAGUCCCCCUACGCGGGAAAGGUUGCCAAGUGCAACGUCGGGUGGAUGAGGCUGCGUCUCAACAUCUGGCAUUACAAGCUGCUCACCCAGCCCAGCCUGGGCCCGGGCUCCAACUUUGCAAAGAGCUCUCAGUGGACCGAGGUCCCUACACUGGUGGCGGAUGUUCUAGCGAGCAUGGAGAGCCUGCUCGCUCAAUUAGCCGGCGAGGUCUGGUCUGCUGCCGAAACGUGGACUCGCGAGGAAAAGGCUCAACUGCUCGUCGAAGCAGCCAACAACUACAUGCUCCUCGGCCACCACGAGAGAGCCAAGGAAACCCUCAAGGAAGCGACACAGGUGAGCGGUCUGCAGUAUGCCCUGUCGGGCGCUCUUGGGAAACGGACGAGGUUCCAAGAAAAGAGCAUCAGCCAGCUGCUCGUCCUCGCCCGCAGCCGCCGCGCCGAAGACCCUGACGCGGCAGCGGACGAAGAAUCGGACGAGGAUAAUAAACCAGAAGCACUGAAGCUCAACGACGAUACCCUGCUGGAGGACAUUCAUUUCACCAAGCACGCUGCCGACGACGACGCCUCGCCCAAGAGCCUGCCCCCUGCCUUGGCUGACCUGACGCCCGACGACCAACCGCAGCUCUCACCCCUGGAUCAGAUCAUUCUCCUGACCGAGGCGACCAUCAAGGAUGCCUUCUCUCCCGUCGAUUCCUUGACCUCGGAGGAAGUCUUGCCCUUUGCCGUUCGUGUCUUGGCCGACAAGUCAACCAACUGGCAGAUCUAUACCCAGGCCUUGCUGGUCCGCUCGAGGAUAGAGGUCCACCGAAGCCGAACGGUCGAGCGAGGCGUGCUCCAGCUGCAAGCCGUUGCCGACCAGGUCCUCACCGACACUUCGGCGGCCCCGAAGCGAACAGAAACACCGGUUCCGGAUGACACCGAUCCCUCCUCCGACCCCGCCUCCGACGUGCCAUCUGUCCAGGUCACCACCCCUGGCCAAGGCACCAUUUCCCUCGACUCGCAGACCCCUACGACUUUCCUGCCCGCCAUCAAAGCCUCCGAGUCGGCGCCCGCCCACAGCCGCCUCCGCUAUAUCCAUGCCCUCUGCACCCCCCCUCGCUGGCACCUCGAAUCGGAGCUCGCGUACGCCUGGGCUGGCAUCGGAUCCCUUGCUUCUGCGCUGGAGAUUUUCAAGCGCCUGCGUCAAUGGGCAGAGGUCGCUCUCUGCUUGGCCAGUGCUGCGGCUGUCGAGGACGAGGACGGCCGCGGGAGUGGCGGCGAGGAGAAGGGCAGGGCCAUUAUCCGAUGGCGCCUCUUCCGCAAGUCUGGCGACGAUGGCUCCGCGUCGAGUGACCCUGACGAUGAAGGGGUAGAGGAUGUGACUCUGCUCAAGGCCGGCGAUUACUCUGGCCCUGAAAGGUCGCCGCCGCCACCAAACGCCGCCCGCCUGUGGUGUAUCCUUGGCGACCUCGACGACGACCCCAGCCACUACGAGCGCGCGUGGGACAUCUCCAAGGGGCGAUACGCUCGCGCGCAGAAGUCGCUCGGAGAACAUUACCUUCAGAAAAAGGACCUGCACAAGGCGCUGGAAGCGUACAAGUUGGCCACGGCCGCCAACCGUCUGAGCCCCGACAUGUGGAGCCGACUCGGUGACAUCAGCUUGCGUUUGGGAGACUUCGAAGGCGCCGCCGAGGCCUACAGUCGUUCGAUCGGCAGUGCUUCCGACACAGCUGGCGGAGAGGAUGCCAGAACGUGGAGCAACUUGGGGAGCGCCUUGUGGAGUUUGUACCGCGAGGUCACCGCUGGGACCGAGGACGGAGCCGUCACCAACCAUGACGGUGACGAUGAAAGCGUCACGGAGGCGACCACCAAACCUUCGCGCAAACCCAGCACCCUCCUCUCACAGUCUCUGGCGGCAUAUAAGAAGGGCGCAUCGAUAGCCCACGACAACUGGCGCAUCUGGGAUAAUGUGCUCACGCUCGCAUCCCGAAUCCAACCACCUCCUAUUGCCGAAAUCGUGCUCGCGUUCAAGCACGUCAUCCGCAUUCGCAAGACCGAGGAGGCCAUCGAUGCAGAUGUCCUGGCCGCUAUGUUGCAAGACGUUGUCAUCGCAAAAGACAAGGAUGAUGGCGUCGGCAUCUAUGAACCGCCCCGGGGAUCGAUGGAGCGGCUCGUCACACGCCUCCUCGAGGAGGAGGUCGUCCCGCUCAUUACGAAGCGACCCGAGCUCUGGGCACUGGUAUCGCGCCUUCGGGCCUGGAGACGUGACUACGCUGGCGCCGUCGAAGCAUCGGAGAAGGCCUGGCGCGCCGCUGUCGGGUCCUCUGGUAGCGGUCUCUUGCCCGGCGAAUCGACCACCGGUUGCUGGACGAGCGACGAGGCUGCGUGGAAGGAGGUCGUCAAACGAACCGACGAGCUGGUCUCUGCACUCGAGAAUUGGGGUCCCGAUGUUGAGUCCCUGGGCGCUCGCUGGCGAAGCAAAGCUCGAAGCGCCGUCCGCAGCGUCAUGGGUCGUGCAAAGGAGAAUUGGGCAGAUAGCGAGGAGUGGAGGACACUCGAGUCAAUCAUGGAAGGGCUGAAAGCAGACAAGUAG